AUGAUGAACAAGAAUUCGGACAAACUGUUCACUGGUCUAAAACUCCAUAAGAAAUCGGACGAACUCUUUCGUAGCAAAACCUUUCGUCAGUGGGUCGCUUUCAUCAUACUAACCCACAAAAAGGAACUUUCGACCGCCUGGGAAACAAUACGCUCGACUUUGGAACGUCACUACACGGAAGAUGAUGUGCUGAGCAGUGUCCUAGCUUCAGGACUAGAAGCAAAGGACGACCUAAUGCGAUCUAUCGCUUUACAUGUGCUAGAUUCUCAGCUGGAGAAGUGGAAGGACCAUCUAUGGGCCAAGUGGACGAAAGCACACAAUGAGCUUACCACCAAAGAAAUGCUUUUGAUUUUAAAAAGCUUUUACACGGAAGAUGAUAUGCUGGCGAGUAUUCUAGUUUCCGGACUAGAAUCAAAUGACGACCAUAUGAGACUUCUCGCUUCAGAUUUGCUGAUUGAUCAGUUAAAGGAGUGGAAAGGGGGGAAAAGUAUGGAGGAUAUCUUAACGCUUUUGAAACUUCAAGACAAAGGUGUCGGGCUUUUUGAUAGCCCUGCUUUCUUAAUGUAUAUCGAUUCUUUCAAGCCCACUGAAACGCUUUCCACAACGGGUCUACUCUCUGCAUUGAAUAGUAUAUACACGAAAGAUACUGCGUUUGCGGAAGCUCUAGUUUCAGGACAAGACGCAAAGAACGAGAGUAUGAAAACUCUUGCUGAUGAGCUGAUACAUUUGCAGCUCUCGGAGUGGAAAGGCAACAAAAACCGGAACGAGGUGAUUUCUAAACUUUUAAAAAUUACUCCUUUAAAGGGUAUCAAUCCAAAAGAUCCAAGCACGUAUCCACUGUAG
Peronospora belbahrii is the source of this 843-nucleotide messenger RNA. NCBI's taxonomy places the organism in Eukaryota, Oomycota, Peronosporomycetes, Peronosporales, Peronosporaceae. The record is from the annotation of a GenBank genome assembly.